AUGGAACCAAGUAAAUCCAAACGAAUAAAUUCGGGAUUUUACUUAGUGGAGACGAAAGUGGGACCAAUUGUGGCAGGUUAUGGUCAAAUAAUUAACAAUGUAAAUUCAAAUAUAACGCAAGUGGAAACGGCAAUUGUUUGCGUAACUAUUCGCCGCAAUGUACCAGGUAUCGAUCAGUUUUGGAAAUUAGAGCUUAUUGGUGUGAAAGAAGAACCAGAAACAACGGACGAUGACAAGGCAUCAUCUCAAUUCAAAAGAAGCGUCAGUAAAUAUAAAGGGCAAUAUCAAGUUAGCUGGCCGUGGAAAGAAACAGCGAAGAACUUAUACGUAGACAACGUUUUGAUAUCAUCAGCUACAAUAGAAGAAGCUUGA
Molecule: messenger RNA, 372 nt
Organism: Brugia pahangi
Lineage: Eukaryota; Metazoa; Nematoda; Chromadorea; Rhabditida; Onchocercidae
Source: the annotation of a GenBank genome assembly